CUUCUUGUAACUUCGGCACCAACGAAUUCCACGGCAUUGGAGGUCUGAACAAAAUCACAAAGGCGCUGAAAAUGUCUGAGCGAGUUGCACCGGGAAAGCGCAAGCAAGGAGUCAUGGACCCUACGACCACAAAUGAAGGCUCUGAAACAAAGAGACACAAAUCUCCGCCUAAAUCCGAUGAGCACAAGAAAUUUGCCCUCCAGUACUACGCCAACCACGUGAGCUGCGCAUCUUACCAGGAAUUCGAAGCCGGUUUGCCAGAGGAAUUCUGGACUUGCGAGGACUUGGAAGCAUUUCCGAAGGAGAAGCUGAAUAAUAUUAUGUUCCCUCAGUUGAGGAGCCCCCUUCUCGCUCCACAACUGCUGCAGGCCGUCACAGAGACUAUCACCUUCUUCGAGAGGAUUGUUGGCUAUGUCAAUGUCUACAACCCUCCUGAUGCCGUUAUUCUCCGCCACUUAAUUGAUAUCCUAAAGACCGUGCCUCAUGAGCAGCAUGUCUACAAUGCUGUGCUUGGUGCUGCUGACGCUGUCGUCAAAAGACUUCUUGAAGACGAUACGAAGCACUUGCACAAAACGUGCGACCUCAACCUUGCAAUUCUGAGGGGAGGUGCGGUGACAAAUGAGAUUGCAAUUCUUGAGAGUGAGCGACAGCGAUCAGCAUGGCGGACUUCCGUGUAUUCGGAGUGGAAGAGCGUUAAAAAGCAAUUCUGAAUGAGGGCCACAAGUGUCCGAUGCAGUCGUGUCCCGGGAUGCGACAAGUAGCUCUCCCAGGUUCUCUUUACCCUUCCAUUCAACAUUUUCUUUUGACUGAGGACUCCAUGGACAGGGUUGUGUCAAAGGCUUUUGAACAAUCCGGAAAUGGCAAGUUUCUCAGCCUGGACUCAGAAGCAUGGUCUUGCUUCGUGGUUACAGCAUGGGCACACCUUGCAAUACAUCCAGUUAUCCUGUCUCU
Molecule: messenger RNA, 951 nt
Organism: Westerdykella ornata
Lineage: Eukaryota; Fungi; Ascomycota; Dothideomycetes; Pleosporales; Sporormiaceae
Exons: 3
Coding region: 72-710 (212 amino acids)
Source: RefSeq, a predicted model, not a curated record